Molecule: messenger RNA, 1773 nt
Organism: Capronia coronata CBS 617.96
Lineage: Eukaryota; Fungi; Ascomycota; Eurotiomycetes; Chaetothyriales; Herpotrichiellaceae
Exons: 3
Coding region: 1-1773 (590 amino acids)
Biological process (GO): transmembrane transport
Cellular component (GO): membrane
Molecular function (GO): transmembrane transporter activity
Source: RefSeq, a predicted model, not a curated record
AUGGAUCCUGAAGAGGCCUUUGCAGAGGAAGCUCAAGAGGAGGCACUCCUGGCAGAGACGAUACCUCCCACUCCUGGGAUCGAGGCACAGGUCGACCUGAGAGGAGAGGAUGAAGAUUCCGAGGAUGAAAACAGUCCAUUGAUAUCACCGCGCCGUCGACGGCCACACAAAACACCAUACUCGAGGGCAAGGUCGAGUUAUGAGAGGGCCAUUAACGAGCCCUGGCACGGUGCUCAGGGAUCAACAGGCCAACCGUGGUACAAGAAGCCAUCUAUCUUUUGGCUGCUUCCUGCUUUCUUCCCAUUCUGCAUCGCUUUCGGAGGCAUCAUCGUUCCGAAAACAUACCUGAUCCUCAACCUGAUCUGUGAUGGAUAUCUAUCGGAUCGUGCUGCAAAGGAUCCCACCUUCAAGUUCCUGCCCGUGCUCAUGGGCUCGGAGAAUCCGCAGUGCAGAGAUCCUCAUGUUCAGUCACUCGUGGCCAGAUUCAACUUGUAUUCCAACCUCCUGUCCGGAGUGUUUUCCGCCCUCAUCGCUCCUUACCUCGGCUCCCUCUCUGACCUCCACGGACGGAAGAAGGUCAUUGUCUGCGCGUCCUUGGGCGCAUUGGCCUCUGAAGUCAUCACCAUCAUCGUCGGGACAAAUCCCGGCAAGGUCUCCGUGUAUUGGAUACUGCUUGGGGCUCUCUUUGAUGGCCUUUGCGGGUCUUUUACAACAGCCAUGGCGUUGGCCUUUGCCUACGCCUCCGACUGCUCGACUCCGGAGCGAAGGAAUGUCGCUUUUGGCUAUUUCCACGGCACUCUAUUCACCGGCAUCGCACUAGGUCCAAUCCUGGCAGGAUGGCUCAUCAAACUCACGGACGCUGUCAUUGUGGUUUUCUAUUUCGCUCUUGCAUGCCACGCCUUCUUCAUCCUUUUCGUCACGUUUGUUGUACCAGAGUCCCUAUCCAAGGAACGACAGCUCCUGGCGCAGGAGAAGCGACAUCUCGCAAAUCUUCAAUCACCGCAUAAAGAUUGGAUCGCCAGGCUCAAGAACUACAAUAUCUUCGAGCCACUCUGGGUGCUACGACCUACGGGAGAAGGCUCUAGCCCGAAGCUGCGCAGGAAUCUGUUCGUUCUCGCUGCCAUUGACACCAUGAUGUUUGGUGUGGCUAUGGGAACCAUGCAGAUCAUCAUCAUCUAUGCCGAGUAUCGUUUCGGCUGGACAGCGGUGGAUUCAAGCAUCUUCCUAUCGGCGGUCAACAUCUGUCGGGUUUUAGGUCUGAUUGGCAUCCUGCCUCUGCUCACACGGAUAUUUCGUGGACCUGCGCAGGCACACUCGGCCGGACACAAGGGCUCGGACAUGCUGGACAUCAAUAUCAUCCGAGGCACCAUCCUGUUCGACCUUAUUGGCUAUGUUGGAUACGCCUUUACUCCGUCCGGUGCGAUCAUGGUCAUCUCCGGGAUGGUGGCUUCUCUCGGUGGAAUGGGUUCGCCAACGCUACAGUCAUCUCUUACCAAACACAUCCCUGCAGAUCGCACCGGGCAGAUUCUCGGUGCAUCCGGUCUUCUACAUGCCCUAGCACGUGUGGUGGCUCCAACAAUCUUCAACCUGAUCUACAGCCAGACCGUGGGGAUCUAUGCGGGCAUCGUCUUCGUUUGUUUGGCCUCGAUCUUUGUCAUUGUCUUCAUGUUCAGCUGGUUUCUGAAGCCCAAUGUGUAUUUGAAGGAGAGUUCUAGCCUUGAUCUCGGAGAAGAAGAAGAAGAGUCAGAGGUGGAUGUUCCUGCGCCUCCUUGA